This is a messenger RNA of Cantharellus anzutake, 1359 nucleotides long. RefSeq names its product DHS-like NAD/FAD-binding domain-containing protein. Lineage: Eukaryota; Fungi; Basidiomycota; Agaricomycetes; Cantharellales; Hydnaceae. The record is from RefSeq and is a predicted model, not a curated record. The annotation marks the transcript as partial. Gene Ontology annotation, biological process: regulation of DNA repair; replication-born double-strand break repair via sister chromatid exchange; pericentric heterochromatin formation. The transcript is spliced from 4 exons. Gene Ontology annotation, molecular function: histone deacetylase activity, NAD-dependent; NAD+ binding. Gene Ontology annotation, cellular component: mating-type region heterochromatin.
AUGACAGUGUCGUUCCAGACCAGCGAUAUUGGUGACCCAGGGCCCUAUCCAGCCUUCGUCGAUGCUCGUGGUCCAGCGGGCGUCGGUGAUGUCCAAAAUGUUGCCAAAGCCAUCGCGGAGGCGAAACGGAUCGUGGUUGUCUGUGGUGCAGGAGUCUCCGUAGCUGCUGGAAUUCCCGACUUUCGAUCCUCCGAAGGUUUGUUUCGUACUCUGAAGGCGGGUAAUCCCAAGGAGCUUUUGACCUCGGGGAAAGACUUGUUUGACGCCAGCGUCUUUAAUACCCCACAAACUACCUCUCUUUUCUACAAGAUGAUCGCUGAAUUGUCGAGUAUGUCGUCUACCGCCCACCCUACCGCCUUUCACGAAUUCGUCAAGUUACUUGACGAUCGGGGACAGUUACUGCGCCUAUAUACACAGAAUAUUGAUAAUAUUGAAGAAAAAGUCGGUCUGUCUUGUGGCGUUCCCCACUGGGAGACACAGAAACGUAGUCACUCUUCGCCCACCAAAACACCCAAGAAACAACCACCUCCCGCAACCUCUCCUUUCGUAUCGCCGACACCUUCUGUUCAAUCUGAAAAUCUUUCAGACUCUGGGACCGCAACUAAUGAGUCUCCGACACCUACUCCAACCCCCGCCCCCGCCGAGCCCCAGUGUGUUAUUCCACCCCGAUGCAUACCCCUUCACGGUACCUUAAAGUAUCUCACAUGCCGCCGGUGCUCCCACCAUAUGCCAUUACAAGAGCACGUUGGCAUACUUCGUCAAGGUGCCUCCAUAGCGUGUCCUCAAUGCGCUGCACUUAACUCAGUUCGGCGCAUGGUUGGGAAGCGCGACCGCGGCGUUGGCACUAUGCGUCCAUCUGUCGUUUUGUAUGGGGAAGUUCAUCAGGAUGGAGAAGGCGUAGGUGAAUGUGUGCGGAGGGACCUGCUGGGCUUAGGCGAUAGUUCAACUCCUAGAGCCAAAAGUUCUGCGAAACCUGACUUACUGAUUGUUGCGGGCUCGAGUUUGAAAGUUCCAGGCACAAGGCGGAUUGUUCGUGAAUUUGCAAAGGCCGUCCAGGCGAAUCGCUCUUCUUCAAGGCAAUCUGAUAAGUUCUCUGCGCACUCUCCCAGAAACUCCCCCUCUUCGCGAUCUUCGCAUCCGCGCACUGUAAGAGCUGGGAACAAGGAUCCUGACCAGCACCCUGCCACAAUUUACCUCAACCUUGACUUCCCCCUUCCUUCUCGGGAAUGGGAUGGCGUAUUCGACGUAUGGUUGCAAGGCGACGUUCAGUCUGUUAUUCCACACUUUGUGGAAGCAUUGCAUCAGAAGGACGCGGAGAAAGUAACGGGUUCGUCUCGAAAACGCAGGAAGGCCCCAGAC